UGGCAAUCGCUCGGCCGCACCGCUGAUUUAGUCGAGUCGCAAACAGUUCCGUGAGCGGUUACGGUUACUUACGAAAAAUGCUGGAGGGUGGCACUAUCAACAUGUUGGACCUGUCCGGGGAGCAGGUGAGCGAGUGGCUACGCAGCUUUGACACGGUUCUCAGCGACGGCGACGGCACCAUAUGGCAGGAUGAUACGGCUAUCGAGGGUGCUGCAGCCGUAUUGAAUGCCCUGCAAAAUCAGUUCGGAAAACGUGUCUAUCUCAUUACCAACAAUGGCCUGAAAACACGAAGAGAACUGUUCGAACGGGCACAGCGCCUGGGCUUCCAAGUGCCAAAUGACCAGCAUAUCAUAUCGCCCACGGCCACCAUUGUGGACCAUCUGAAACAGCUUCCAGACUUCGACAGCACCAAGCACAAGGUCUUUGUGGUGGGCAAUGCAGCCAUUGGCAGGGAACUACAGGCAAACGGCAUCGACAGCUACGGGGCCGGGGAAGAGGAGCCGUUGCCCAUGGGCGAAAAAUGGCAGGACUUCGCAUUGCGAGAGUUUACCAAGCCUGAGGCGGCCGACAAUGUGGGUGCCGUUGUGGUGGGCUGGGAUGAACACUUCAGUUACUGCAAAAUGGCCAGGGCCUCUCACAUCCUCUGCCGCAACGGGAGCUCUGCCUUCCUGGUUACCAACAGAGAUGCCGUGCACAAGUAUCCCGCCUUAUGCAUUCCCGGCACUGCUGCCUUUGUGGCUGGCAUCGAGGCGUGUGCGGGCCGUGAGGCCUUGGAAAUGGGAAAGCCAAGUCCCGUGGUCCUUGAACCCUUGAUUCAGUCCGGCGCCCUUCGGCCGGAACGCACUCUGAUGAUAGGCGACUGCCCGAAAAUUGAUAUCGCCUUUGCCAGAAACUGUGGCAUGCAAUCACUGCUGGUCGGGACUGGCAGCUAUCAACUGGAUAUCCUGCAGCAGAACGGCAGUCUGCCUCAGCCAGAUUUGUAUCUACCAAGACUGGGUGACCUGCUGCAAUUUCUAUAGGCAAAAUGUAUCGCAUUAGUAUGUAGAUUGGGACGAGGCCAUACAAUAUACAUAUGUUAUCAGACUAUCAA
Molecule: messenger RNA, 1090 nt
Organism: Drosophila persimilis
Lineage: Eukaryota; Metazoa; Arthropoda; Insecta; Diptera; Drosophilidae
Product: glycerol-3-phosphate phosphatase
Exons: 3
Coding region: 78-1019 (313 amino acids)
Cellular component (GO): cytoplasm
Molecular function (GO): phosphatase activity
Source: RefSeq, a predicted model, not a curated record